Messenger RNA from Antechinus flavipes (yellow-footed antechinus), 1314 nucleotides. RefSeq names its product ETS homologous factor (gene EHF). Bases 221 to 1240 code for a protein of 339 amino acids. Gene Ontology annotation, biological process: cell differentiation; regulation of transcription by RNA polymerase II. Lineage: Eukaryota; Metazoa; Chordata; Mammalia; Dasyuromorphia; Dasyuridae. Gene Ontology annotation, molecular function: DNA-binding transcription factor activity, RNA polymerase II-specific; sequence-specific DNA binding. Gene Ontology annotation, cellular component: nucleus. The transcript has 10 exons. The record is from RefSeq and is a predicted model, not a curated record.
UGAUUUAAAAUUAAUGUCCUAUGCAUUCAUCUUCACUCUUAUGAGAGCUGGGAAGUGCUAGAACCUAACACCCCACUAAGGUUGGCCAUCACCUCUAGGAGCUAGUCUGUUUCCCUCUGCCCAGCUUCCUCACUAGACCCUACUAUUGGAUUUCCCACCAGAAUCCUUAGUUAAAUGAGAAGGCAUUAACUGAGCGGACUGUUGGAUCCCCUUUCAGAUCAUGAUUUUGGAAGGAAGUGGUGUGAUGAAUCUCAAUCCCAGCAACCAUCUUCUCCACCAACAGCCGGCCUGGACAGACAGUUACCCCACGUGCAACGAUGUGGAAACUGAGGCUGAGAAAACUGGAUACAACUGCUACCAGCCUUACAUUGCAGAAGCUCUGACUGCUACACACUUAGGCACAGCGAGAAGAUUAGGUGGCAAUGUGUGCCCUCCAGUUUCCAGUGGAUUUUUUGGAGGCCAAUGGCACGAAAUUCAUCCUCAGUACUGGACUAAGUACCAGGUGUGGGAAUGGCUCCAGCACCUCCUGGAUACCAACCAGCUUGACGCCAACUGCAUCCCCUUCCAGGAAUUUGACAUCAAUGGGGAACAUUUGUGCAGCAUGACCUUGCAAGAAUUUACCCGAGCAGCGGGGGCAGCCGGCCAGAUCCUCUAUAAUAACCUGCAACAUCUCAAGUGGAAUGGCCAGUGUGGCAGUGAUCCGUUCCAGUCCACCCACAAUGUCAUCGUGAAGACAGAGCAAGCAGAUCCUUCCAUCAUGACCACUUGGAAAGAAGAUAAUUAUUUAUACGACACAAACUAUGGUAGCACAGUAGAAAUGAUGGACAGCAAAACUUUCUGCCGAGCUCAAAUCUCUAUGACAACCACUGGCCACCUUCCGAUUGAUUCACCUGAUCUGAAAAAGGAGCAGGAGCACCCGGCCAAAUCUCACACCAAAAAGCACAACCCUCGAGGGACUCACUUGUGGGAGUUUAUCCGAGAUAUUCUCCUCAACCCGGAUAAAAACCCAGGGUUAAUAAAGUGGGAAGACCGGUCUGAAGGUAUCUUCAGGUUCUUGAAAUCGGAGGCUGUGGCUCAGCUCUGGGGGAAGAAAAAGAACAAUAGCAGCAUGACCUACGAAAAACUCAGCCGAGCCAUGAGAUACUAUUAUAAACGAGAAAUCCUGGAACGUGUGGAUGGACGGAGACUAGUGUAUAAAUUUGGGAAGAAUGCCCGGGGAUGGAGAGAAAAUGAAAAUUAGGGCAGUUGGAACAAAAACCAAAAAACACACCCACACAAACACCACACACAUACCACACACACACACACACACAC